Molecule: messenger RNA, 1107 nt
Organism: Spodoptera frugiperda (fall armyworm)
Lineage: Eukaryota; Metazoa; Arthropoda; Insecta; Lepidoptera; Noctuidae
Gene: amrt
Product: TM2 domain-containing protein CG11103
Exons: 1
Coding region: 115-663 (182 amino acids)
Source: RefSeq, a predicted model, not a curated record
GCAUUUUAAACGCUCAUAGAAUGUCAUGGUGAAUUGGUCACGAAUACGAUUUGUUUAUUGUUAUUAAAAGUAAAGGCAAUAAAAUCUUAUGAAACGAAACAAAACUAAGUGAAAAUGUGGGGACCACGUUCCACAAUCGUAAUACCAUUAUUUCUAUUAAUUAUACCAACAAUUCUAUCAGAAGCUGACCCAUAUGCCAACGAAAAGUAUCGACCACUUGGUCCCCUGGUGAAAUGUAACUUUUUACCGCUAGAAUUCUUGGAAUGUGAUGAACCAAUCGACCACAAAGGGAAUCAUACUGCGAGGGAAGCUGUUGGGCACGGCUGCGUGAAGUUUGGUGGAGUUAGAUAUGACCAGGUUGAGAAAACCAAAGUGCAAUGUAAAGCUUUAGAUGGGAUUGAGUGUCACGGGAGCAGAAGUUUUCUAAGAGACGGUUUUCCUUGUGUCCGGUACUCAGGACACUACUUCACCACUACGUUAAUCUAUAGUAUACUUUUAGGGUUUUUAGGUAUGGACAGAUUUUGCCUCGGGCAGACUGGGACAGCUGUGGGCAAACUCCUCACACUAGGAGGCCUAGGCAUUUGGUGGAUAGUCGAUGUAGUAUUACUAAUUACAAAUAGCUUGCAUCCUGAAGAUGGAAGUAACUGGAACCCUUAUGUUUGAGAAGACUGUCUGUUUGCUUUGAGUUGUGAUUUCAGUUCAAACCUCCUAACUCUUUAAGGUGCUAUAGAAAGUGUACCAAUUAUUGCAGCACCUAUAGCUAGAUAGUAAAUAAUGUUGAUAAACAUGAAAUCUCCAUGAGACUUGACCCAAUUCUUAAUUUAGUUCUUAACCCUUAUCUAUCUGUUUUCAGCACAUCAAUUGUAUGAUAAACAGAUUGAUAUUGAUAAAUGUAAGAUAUUUUAUCUCCUAAGAAUAAUUUUUGUAAGUUGAAUACAGUUCUCGAAAAAUCAAUUUUGUUUAAAUCUCUUGAUAGGAGUCGAAGAGUACUUAUUUUUUGGAUAGUGAAGUGUUGUCAUUGAAAAUUGUUCUGAAAAUCAUAAUGUUGUGAUAAUUUGUAAAUACUAAUGUUUAAGUGUAAAUAAAAUGACAAAGUUAAAUAUCGAA